AUGAGGCUGCUGACUGUGUUCACGGCUGUGCUCGUCGUUGCUUCGGCACAGACAGCCACUAACCAGUUCCCAGAAGGCUUCAUGUUUGGAGCUGCGACAGCCGCAUACCAGAUCGAAGGAGCCUGGAACGAAGAUGGAAAGGGAGAGAGCAUUCAAGACUACUAUUUCCACAACCAUCCGGAACUCAUCAUUGGAGGUGUCACCGGUGACGUCGCCUGCGAUUCCUACCACAGGUACCAGGAGGACGUGCAGAUGCUGAAGGCUCUCAACGCGGACGUGUACCGAUUUUCGAUUUCCUGGCCACGUGUGUUGCCUAAUGGAGACCUCGACGUUAUCAACCAGGCUGGUAUCGACUAUUACAACAAUCUCAUCAACGAGCUGCUCGCGAAUGGAAUCCAACCUCUGGUAACGAUGUACCACUGGGACCUGCCUCAAGCACUGCAGUACAUCGGGGGCUGGUCCAACGAGUUGAUGGCCGAGUACUUCGUUGAAUACGCCAGGGUACUCUUCGAAAAUUACGGUGACCGGGUGAAAUGGUGGAUCACGUUCAACGAGCCAGCUGUCUUCGUGAAUGGCUACGCGACGGAGAGUGCCGCCCCCUCACAACCUGCAUCGGGCAUUGGCGACUACCUAGCGACACACACCAUCGUCAAAGCCCACGCACGGGUCUGGCACCUGUAUGAUGAGCAGUUCAGAGCCGCGCAGAACGGUAGUGUGGGUAUUACUCUUAAUAUGGAUUGGCCGGCAGCACUGACUAACUCGACAGAGGAUGAAGAGGCUGGUGAGAGAGCACGACAAUUUCAGAUGGGCAUCUUUGCACACCCUAUCUACACUCAGGAUGGGGAUUACCCAGCUGUAGUGCGCCAGUUAGUGGAUGCCAACAGCGAGGCUGAGGGGCGGCCCCGAUCAAGGCUGCCAACUUUCACACAGGAAGAGAUCGAAUACAUUAGGGGAUCGGCAGACUUCUUUGGGAUGAACCACUACGCAACGACCUACGUGACGUCUGGCGUGACAGGCGAAUCACCUUCCAAAACAAGGGACUCUGCUGUAAUUUCAUCGUCUCACGAGCGCAAUCCUUGGGGACUGCGGAAUCAACUGAACUGGGUUGCCAAUCAGUAUCCUGGAUACCCAAUCAUCAUUUCAGAGAACGGUUACGCGAAUGCUGGAGCACUGAACGAUACUGAUCGCAUCGAAUAUUUUACUGCAUGCCUCGGAGCUGUCCUGGAGGCGAUAAACACUGACGGUGUUCCGGUUAUCGGAUACGCAGCGUGGAGUCUCAUGGACGACCUGGAAUGGAACUGGGGGUUCAUUCUUAAGUAUGGUCUGUACGAGGUGGAUUUCAAUAGUCCAAACAGGACCAGGACGCCCAAGGAAUCGGCCGGCUUCAUGGCGGAGCUCUUCAGUAGUAAGCAGCUGCCUGACCAGUACAACUAG
This is a messenger RNA of Schistocerca serialis cubense, 1434 nucleotides long. Its product is annotated as myrosinase 1-like. The transcript has 11 exons. Lineage: Eukaryota; Metazoa; Arthropoda; Insecta; Orthoptera; Acrididae. Gene Ontology annotation, molecular function: beta-glucosidase activity. Bases 1 to 1434 code for a protein of 477 amino acids. Gene Ontology annotation, biological process: carbohydrate metabolic process. The record is from RefSeq and is a predicted model, not a curated record.